AUGUUUUUCUCUCUCAUCUCAUGAGCUCUGAAGUUCUUGUGAUGAUUUUUUUUUGUUUAAUUUUGUCUUUUUCUUGAUUAAUCUGUUUUCUGUUGUCCAUUUUCAUGGAAUCAAUUAGUAAAUCAAGUGAAGAUGAAUCACCAUUAAUCUAUGGUUUGGAACAUCAAUCUCGAGCCUUAUGCUCUCAAUCUGUAUCAACAAUCGGUGCUGAUGUUUCAUUUGUAAGAUUUUUAAUUGGAACUCAAUCACUUCAAACACCAAAUCAAAUUCAUCUUGUUGAAUAUUCUGAAGAAUCUAAUAGUCAUUGUAAAGCUAUAUUUAAACAUGAAGAUGGUGAAAUUUGGUCAAUCAAUUGUUGCCCCAAGAAUCCAAGAUUAAUUACUACCUGUUAUUCACCAACAUCUUCAUCAAGAACUCGUGAUUGUUUAUGUUCAUUAUACCAACUACCAAAUGAUAUUGUUGAAAGUCUUGCCGAUAAAGAUUACAGUUCACCAUUACCAUUAACUAAAUUAAGUGAUUUCAAAUCAGGCCCUAAUGUUGGACGAACCUCAAUUUGGCAACCAGAAGAUGGUAAUCAAUUAAUGACGUUUGAAGAAAAGAAAAUUAUUCUCUGGGAUAUAGAAAGUAAACAAUCAACUUGGUCCACAAUAAUUGAUCCAAUUUCUUCAUCAAACAAAGCAUCAAAUAAAUUGUCCAAAAUAACGACAAUUAGAUGGAGUCCACAUUCCAAUUGUUCAAUAAUCGCUGCCGCUUUAGGUAACAAUGUUUACGCUCGAGAUAUAAGAUGUAAAUCGUCAGCGUUUGCAUUCAGUUUAUCAGCCCAUAGUCAACAAGUUCGAGAUGUGGAUUUCAAUCCAAAUGCUCAAUACUAUAUGGCGACAUGUGGGGACGAUUGUGAGUACAAAUUCUGGGAUGUUCGUAAGCCAAAUAUUCCAGCGAUAACUAUGGCCAAUCAUUCCCAUUGGGUUUGGUCAAUUAGAUACAAUCAAUUCCAUGACCAAUUAGUAUUAACUUGUAGUAGUGAUUCUCGAGUUAACUUGAUUCGUAUCAAUAGUUUGGCCUCUCAACCUUUCGGUCAAUUGGGUGAUCCAGAUGAAAGUGAUCUCGGUGAUACUCUUGACCAGAAUACAGAAAAAUCUGUCAACACUAGUCAGCAUGUUAAUCGUUUAGAAGAUGAAUUAAUCUGUUCAUUUGAAGAGCAUGAAGAUAGUGUUUAUGCCGUUGAAUGGUCAUCUUCAGAUCCAUGGAUAUUUGCGUCAUUAAGUUACGAUGGUCGAUUGGUAAUUAACAAAGUUCCCAAGAAAGAAAAGUUUAGUUUACUUUUUUGAUUGGAAAGAAAAAGAAGAAAACAAAACAAUAAUAUUAAUCUAUUCACAUUGUACUUUUUACAUUUUAAUUAUUUUCCAAGAUGAAAUCAUCAAAAGUAAUUUAUUCUACAUAUAAAUUGAUUAGAUUAAAUAUCUAAUAUAAUUUUCUCAAA
This is a messenger RNA of Panonychus citri (citrus red mite), 1480 nucleotides long. RefSeq names its product EARP-interacting protein homolog. NCBI's taxonomy places the organism in Eukaryota, Metazoa, Arthropoda, Arachnida, Trombidiformes, Tetranychidae. The transcript has 2 exons. The record is from RefSeq and is a predicted model, not a curated record. Gene Ontology annotation, biological process: protein ubiquitination. The coding region runs from base 105 to 1328 and encodes 407 amino acids. Gene Ontology annotation, molecular function: protein binding.